Canariomyces notabilis is the source of this 2664-nucleotide messenger RNA. RefSeq lists its product as uncharacterized. The transcript has 3 exons. Lineage: Eukaryota; Fungi; Ascomycota; Sordariomycetes; Sordariales; Chaetomiaceae. The record is from RefSeq and is a predicted model, not a curated record. Gene Ontology annotation, cellular component: kinetochore. Bases 1 to 2664 code for a protein of 887 amino acids.
AUGGAUUCUUUUCAUUACCGCGAUUCGGUACGCUCGCCCGGGGACCGCGGUUGGGGCGGUCGGGACGACCCAAGAAUCAAAGACGAAAGAGGAGAUAGCUUUUACCGGACCAGAUCCCCUGGUGCAGAGCGUAGCCGACGUCGGUCGCGAUCGCCUGUCGCGGUGGAUCGCUACGAGCCUCGGGGUCGGGGUCGCGAUGAGUACGCCGGUACUCGGGACCGGGACGAUCGCGCCCGCAGAAUUGGAUCCCCCCCUGCUAACAUCGACCGUUACGUGCCGGGUCAGGAUGGCCCUUCGCCCCAGCCAUUGACCAAUCCGAUCCCGGAUCCGAUCAAAUUGCCGUAUCAGGUCGGCUUUUCGUACUUCGGCGAAUGGUGGAGGGCGAACGAGAGAAUUAAGGAGGAGAAGGAGCGACUAAGGACCGGCCGACGCCGCGAACCGGAGCGCGUCCGAGGUCCGCGCGAGGCCCAAGAGGACCGUGAAAAGGAAAAGGCCAAGAUUCAGGCCGCUUAUGACGCAUACAAAGAGGACCUUCAGGCAAAGAUGGCUCAGACCUUCGUCAAACAGCACAAAGAUGAGCAGUGGUUUAGAGAGCGCUACGUUCCGGAGAUUCGGGAUGCCUUUCGGCAACAAUUGAACGAAUCACGCCGCGGCGCAUAUCUUCGGUGGGAACAAGACCUUGCUUCGGGCGUUUUUGACGAAUUUUCUCUUGAAGGCAUCCCGAAGAGCGAAAGCAACGGGGCUGGUGGCGUGAUUGAGAAGGAAGAGGGAGAAGCAACCGCCGCAAAUGAAGUGCUUGGCGUUGGUGAUUUGGUCCCGGCCAACAGCAACGAGAUCAGGGAUGAAAGUCUCUUCCAACCCACGCUGCUUAUCAAGACGAUUGCGCCCUCUGUUAGCCGUCAGAAUCUCGAGGCCUUCUGCAGGGAGCACCUCGGUGAGGGAGAGGGUGGCUUCAAGUGGCUAUCUUUGAGCGACCCUAACCCCAGCAAACGAUACCACCGGAUCGGCUGGAUUAUGCUGCACCCCGCUCCUGAAGCCCCUACUGCUGCAGAUGAUGAUGCCAAGGAUGAAGAGGAUGGCGAGUCCAAACCUGUCGCCCCCCGCUCGACCGCAGAGAGGGCCCUUGAUGCCAUCAACGGGAAAACCGUAAAGGAUGAGCAGCGAGGCGAUUUUACUUGCCACGUUGGCGUCCAUAAUCCGCCAGCGAACCCAAGGAAGAAGGCACUAUGGGACCUCUUUUCAGCUCCAGAUCGCGUCCGAAAGGACCUCCAACUCGCCACCGAAUUGGUCAACAAGUUUGAGAGCGAUUUCGGUUCGGAAUUCAACGCUGCUCUCCAGAUUGAAGAAUAUGUUGACCGGCUGCGUCUCGAUGGGAAACUUCAGCCUGCAGUCCCAGUGUCUCCAGUCAAAACGUCAAAAAAGGACCGGGUUACCGGCAUGGACGAGGCCCUGGAUCAGGAGCGCGAGGAGGGGGAAGAUACUAUGGGCGCUGUGGACGACAACGAAGAGGAUGAAGGGAUGGUGGAUGAUGAGGUCGACGACAUUGAACUGUUGCUCACGAAGAAGCGGCUGGAUCUCACCAUCGAGUACCUGCGCCGUGUCUUCAACUUUUGCUUUUUCUGCGUGUUUGAGAGCGACUCUAUCCAUGAGCUAACUCGCAAAUGCCCUGGUGGUCAUCUUCGUCGACCUAGGAGCACGCUCUCCUCAACUGCUAAAGCCGUGGCACGGGCUAGCGCCAACGGCGAGCCGUUUCCUUCCAAGAAGCGCAAGGAUGCCGAGGAUCUUGAAGAGGGAGAAGCGGCCGAAGGGGAGCGGAAGUUCCGCGCCUCGAGCAAAACCGAACAGCAGCUCCAAAGGGCCUACAAUUGGGUCAAGACGUUUGAGGACAAGAUUAACCAGAUUUUGCACCCGGAGGCUGUUGACAUUCGAAAACUUGGUGGAAAGCCCGUCGAGGAUGCUGUAAACGAAGAGCUUGCGAAGCACGUCAAGCAGGAAGACGAGCACAAAUGGCGCUGCAAGGUUCCAGAAUGCACCAAGCUAUUCAAGGAAGAGCACUUUUGGCGGAAGCACGUCGAGAAGCGUCAUACAGAGUGGUUGGACAAGCUCAAGGAAGAGUUUGAGUUGAUCAACGCCUAUGUUAUUGAUCCUGCGCAUAUCGCGCCGUCUCGGACCGACGCGAAUUCCAACGGACACUUCCCGCCCUCCAACGGUCAACAGCCAACGGGAACACCACGCGGUUUCAACCUCCAGACCUAUACCAUGAACAACAUGCUCAAUUUCCCCGGCUUCCCUAUGGCCAUGUUCGCGCCGAACGCGAUGGGCGCCAACCCUCUCAGUGCAGCCCCAGGCUGGCACGCACCGGGCGGAGACGAGCGUGGGCCGGGUCCGAUUCGCCGGGGCGGCGCGAUGGGAGGGGGCAGCCGAUUCCAGAACCGGCCCGGCCCCUAUGACCGCCGCUCCAACCCGCGCCAUGGCGCCGAAAGCGGCGGUGUGAAUACCGCGAUGGGUGGGCGUGGCCGUGGCGGCCCUACGAAUAGAUGGGGUGACGGCGCAGCCGGCGGUGCCGCCAUGGGCCCCCGUGAGGCAGUGCAGGGGCGGACUAUUAAGAGCUACGAGGAUCUCGACCAAGUGUCGGGCGGUGGCGGUGGGGAACUGAACUAUUGA